AUGCUAGUCCGCUCGCGUCGCUCGCGCUCACCGCGAUCGCCCUCCGCCUCAUCGUCCUUCUUCACCUCGUGGACCGUCGGCUCGCUCAUCACCACGCUCGUGCUCGCCUGGUGCGUCGUCUGCGCCAGCGGCCAAGCGCCGCCUCCCGCCGACGGCGAGGACAUCAUCGGCAUCGACCUCGGCACGACGUACUCUGCGGUGUCUGUCUACAAGAACGGAAAGUUUGAAAUCAUCGCCAACGACAUGGGCAAUCGAGUCACACCCUCCUACGUCGCCUUCACCGACCAAGAGCGACUAGUCGGCGACGCAGCGAAGAACCAGGCGUCGCUCAACCCGACCAACACCCUGUACGACGUCAAGCGGCUGAUCGGACGACUCUUCUCUGACGCUACAGUGACAGCGGAUCGCAAGCUCUGGCCGUUCGAGGUGGUCAAGGCGGCGGCCGGCGGCAAGCCCAGUGUGCUCGUCUCGCAGGGUGAGACCACCAAGUCCUUCGCACCAGAGGAGGUGAGCGCGAUGAUCCUUGGCAAGAUGAAGGAGACGGCAGAGGCGUACCUCGGACACCCAGUGACCAAGGCGGUCGUCACUGUUCCAGCCUACUUCAACGAGGGCCAGCGGCAGGCGACCAAGGAUGCCGGCACCAUUGCUGGUCUUGACGUCGUGAGGAUCCUGAACGAGCCGACAGCGGCGGCGCUCGCGUACGGCCUCGACAAGGACGCCGGCGAGAAGACCAUCCUCGUCUUCGACCUCGGCGGCGGCACGUUCGACGUCUCGCUCCUCGGCAUCGACUCUGGUGUGUUCGAGGUGCUCGCGACGGCCGGCGACACACACCUCGGCGGUGAGGACUUUGACAACCGCGUGAUGAAGCACAUGCUCGGCCUGUUCCAGAAGCGGCACGGCGUGGACGCGUCCGGCGACAAGGCGGCGGUCCAGAAGCUGCGCCGCGAGGUGGAGCGCGCCAAGCGCGAGCUCUCGUCCAAGCACGAGGUCCGGCUCGAGAUCGAGUCUUUCGCAGGCAGCAUCGACUUCUCCGAGACGCUGACGCGAGCGCGCUUCGAGGAGUUGAACUCGGACCUCUUCAAGAAGACCCUCGAGCCAGUCAAGCAGGUCCUCGCGGACACCUCCCUCUCGAAGAGCGAGAUCGACGAGAUUGUCCUCGUCGGCGGGUCGACCCGCAUCCCCAAGGUGCGCUCCAUGCUGAAGGACUUUUUCAACGGCAAGGAGCCCAACACGGGCGUCGAUCCCGACGAGGCGGUCGCGCACGGCGCGGCGGUUCAGGGGUGCAUCCUCAGCCCGCUCUGCGGCGCCGGCAGCCGCAUCAUCGUGCUCGACGCGGCGGCAUGCGCUCUGAUCCCGCGCGGCACCACCAUCCCGACCAAGAAGUCGCAGGUCUUCUCCACCCACCAGGACAACCAGCCCGCGGUGAUGAUCCAGGUCUUCGAGGGCGAGCGCGCGAUGACCAAGGACAACCACGCGCUCGGCAAGUUUGAGCUCUCGGGCAUCGUGCCAGCGCCGCGGGGCGUGCCGCAGAUCGAGGUGAGCUUCGAGAUCGACGCCAAUGGCAUCCUCUCUGUCUCGGCCACGGAUUCGGCGUCGGGCAACACAAACAGCGUGACCGUGACCAAUGAGAAGGGCCGGCUCUCGCAGGCCGAGAUCGAGCAGAUGGUGGAGGAUGCCGAGCGCCACAAGGAGGCGGACCGCGCCGUCAAGGAGCGGGUGGAGGCGCGCAACAAGCUCGAGCACCUCGCUUUCUCCAUCCAGGCGGCGCUGACGGACCCGGACAAGGGCGUCGCCGACAAGGCCGACCCGGCGCUGGUGGCCGAGGUGGAGGCCGCCCUCGAGGAGGUGAAUCUCUGGCUGGACGACCACCAGGACGCCGUGGCUGUCGACUUUGAGGAGAAGGCGAAGGAGCUCAACGCCGCCUGGUCGCCGGUGGCAUCCGCCGCGUACAGCGGCGGUUCCGGCUUCGAGGCGGAGGCGGACCUCGAUGACAUGGAGGAUCUCUGA
Molecule: messenger RNA, 2007 nt
Organism: Emiliania huxleyi CCMP1516
Lineage: Eukaryota; Haptophyta; Isochrysidales; Noelaerhabdaceae
Product: heat shock protein Hsp70, ER
Exons: 2
Coding region: 1-2007 (668 amino acids)
Biological process (GO): endoplasmic reticulum unfolded protein response; cellular response to unfolded protein; protein refolding
Cellular component (GO): nucleus; endoplasmic reticulum chaperone complex; endoplasmic reticulum lumen
Molecular function (GO): misfolded protein binding; heat shock protein binding; ATP hydrolysis activity
Source: RefSeq, a predicted model, not a curated record